UGUCUUGACAAACUGGUGCCCUCACAUCCGAGGAGGAAAAUAGCCAUGCUUGCCAAAGCGAGACACCGACCAGCCGGUCCCCUCACUCCCUCACCCCAUCGGAAGUGUUAAAACAGAUGCCCUUCAGUCCUGAGCGACUUCGUCACACCUGCAUGAGGUCACGAGCGGUCACUCGUGCCGAGGGGCAGAUCGAAGGUGAGGCGAGUUCUGAGUGAAGGAAGCAGGGCCGAGCCGAGGCCAAGGAGAGGCUGGGCUCUGUCCUGCCUCCCGACACAGAGGAUUGUGCAACAUCCUUCAUCUCAUCUGAAAUGACUGCAACCCAUUGCCACUGUUGUUCGGAAUGUCUCCAGAGACAGUUCCUCACCUGUUUCCUUACAAACCCACACUGUGGCAGCCUCAUUAAUGCAGAUGGCCAUGCUGAAGUGUGGACAGAUUGGAAUGAUAUGUCCAAGUUUUUCCAGUAUGGAUGGAGAUGCACCACUAAUGAAGAUGCCUAUUCUAACCGUACCCUGAUGGGAAACUGGAACCAGGAAAGAUAUGACCUAAAGAAUAUCAUGCAGCCCAAACCCUUGCCUUCCCAGUUUGGACACUACUUUGAAACAACAUAUGAUACAAGCUACAACAACAAAAUGCCACUUUCAACCCAUAGGUUUAAGCGAGAGCCUCACUGGUUCCCAGGACAUCAACCUGAGCUGGUUCCUCCUCCAUACAAAUGCACGGAAAAGUCGACUUACAUGAGUAGCUAUUCAAAGCCUCAAAUUGAGCGUCACCCUCUGUGUGUGUGGAAUCCUAGUAACUGCCAAUUUCAGAGUCCAUGAUUCUAAGAAAGAAUAAGAAGGUUCAUUUGUCCAGUGUAGAAUGUAGGAAGGAGCACGUUCUAAGCACAGCUAAGUUUAGCUGACUGUAGCACAGUUUUACUCUCUGAAUAAAUGAAGCACAAAAAAUA
Messenger RNA from Hippopotamus amphibius kiboko, 946 nucleotides. RefSeq names its product cilia and flagella associated protein 68 (gene CFAP68). Gene Ontology annotation, cellular component: nucleus. The record is from RefSeq and is a predicted model, not a curated record. The transcript is spliced from 4 exons. Bases 309 to 818 code for a protein of 169 amino acids. NCBI's taxonomy places the organism in Eukaryota, Metazoa, Chordata, Mammalia, Artiodactyla, Hippopotamidae.